ACGAAAACAAAAGGAAGCUUGUAAAAUAAAAUAAUAACUAAUACUCUGCGCUGUCUUACUCAAGCAUGGAUUGGUAUAUUGGCAAUGAGUGGACCGAUGCCACACGAGGAUUGCAUAAAAAAGUGUUAAAUCUAAAUCUGCAGCUUCAUUGCGUUGAGAAACCACUCGCCAUUAGCACCUUGAUAUUUACAGUAAACAAAUCAUGUGCAAACUUGGGAGACCGGCCAAGCAAAUACUUGGCUAACAAUGAUGAGAGUCAGCAUGAGAUGGAAAUGGGCACAGCUGUCACCCCUAUUGAUUGCUACUUGGAACUGUUGAUGCAGCAGUUUAUAGCGGGCGAAACUUCAGCUUGCAGCAUUAAAACUAAAUCUGGCGAUACUCUUCAGUUUGAGCUUAAGCUGGAAUUAAUUGUCAUAAAUACACAGAUUGAGACGUUGAAAGGAGCUGAACUGCAUAAGCUGGCAUUGCAGUAUAAAGAAAAUGGUGUCGCUAUGUACAAGACGUAUCCAAAGUUUGCCUUCGACUAUUUUGUGCGUGCGGCCAAGCUACUCAUUACCUAUAAACCGUUUGAUAAAUUGGAUAGCAAAAUAGAAGGCAUUGAAGGUAGCGAAUUGGAGACGCUCUUCGUGCAAGUCCAAACAAAUAUAGCUGCAUGUAUGCUGCAGGAGAAGCGUUAUGAGCAUGUCAUUUAUCACACGGAUUUUGUGGAAACUCAGGAGGACCCUAGCGAGAAGAGCCUUUAUCGCCGUGCCCUGGCCUACUACCACAUGCAAGAGUUUGAGAAAGCUCAGCUUACCAUCGAACGGGUGCCCAACUAUGAGAAGAAGCGAGAGUUUACUAAAUUGCUUGAGAAUAUAGCCACCAGCUGGAAGAGUAGCAAAGCUAACUAUAAGCAGGUUGUGCAGCGUAUGUUUAGUUGAGUUCUUUACAAUAAAAAAUAUGUU
Molecule: messenger RNA, 944 nt
Organism: Drosophila busckii
Lineage: Eukaryota; Metazoa; Arthropoda; Insecta; Diptera; Drosophilidae
Gene: Bdbt
Product: peptidyl-prolyl cis-trans isomerase CPR6
Exons: 1
Coding region: 66-920 (284 amino acids)
Molecular function (GO): protein binding
Source: RefSeq, a predicted model, not a curated record